Messenger RNA from Capra hircus (goat), 960 nucleotides. Its product is annotated as soma ferritin. Gene Ontology annotation, biological process: iron ion transport; intracellular iron ion homeostasis. Gene Ontology annotation, cellular component: cytoplasm. Gene Ontology annotation, molecular function: ferrous iron binding; ferric iron binding. The transcript has 4 exons. Bases 29 to 619 code for a protein of 196 amino acids. NCBI's taxonomy places the organism in Eukaryota, Metazoa, Chordata, Mammalia, Artiodactyla, Bovidae. The record is from RefSeq and is a predicted model, not a curated record.
UUUAUGCCUGGUUUUUCCUAACGUUGAGAUGGCAUCCCAGGCAAAGGGCCUUCUUUCUGAAGAAUGUAGGGAUGCUAUUAAUCGGAUAGCAUCUUACGAGCUGCAUGUCAGUGAUGCUUAUUUAUCUAUGGCCUGUUAUUACAUUGAAGAUUCAGAAGCACCUACUUUUCAUACAUUCUUCCAAGACCAAGCUGAUGUGAAGAGGGAGCAUGCAAAGCAGUUCAUAAAAUAUCUAAGAAAAUAUAAGUGUACAAUCUGUCUUCCGGUGAUUAAGAGGCCUGAUUUAGAUAACUGGGGAACUGGUAAACAAGCUCUGCUGUCUGCUCUGCAGUUGGAGAAUGAGUUAAACAAGCUCCUUCAAGACCUGAAGGCCUCAGCUUCUAGGAACAGAGAAACCAAUCUCUUACGCUUCAUGAAAAAGUUCCUGGAUGAACAGACCAGGAAUAUAAGCUAUCUGGAAUACCAGCUUAAUUAUCAGAAGGAUUUGGAAAAGUCAACCCAGAGUGAAGGACAGCCUGAAAAUGCCGCCGGACCAUCUGGAACAGCAGGUCAAGAGACAGAAUCUGCAGGCAACUCUCCAAGUCCUCCUGCCCAGAAGGUCCCAAAGUCAGCUCCUUAAGAAUCCUGAUCUCCAUUCGACAGAAGUAUGCUUUUCUUUUCAUCUCAGAUCCUAAUCCUCCUUGUUGUACAUGCAAAUAAAUGUGUUUUGCAUUAUGAUUAUGUGUAGAGAAAUUGCUAUUGGAGCACAAGAAAGGUUAGGUUCAUACAUGGGAGUUUGAAAGCUUCCUGAGGUACCGUGGAUGCAUUAGACUUAAAAAUAAUAUAUAAUUCCCUCAACACCCAGAUGUAGAGUCAGGUUCUAGUAAACUCAGUUAGUCCAAGUGGACACAGAUGAAAUUAAGUAGCAAAACCUGAUGUCUUGCUAAUUCUCCUCCCCGCAACUUAAUAUAUUGCUGCUGC